Molecule: messenger RNA, 1462 nt
Organism: Exophiala dermatitidis NIH/UT8656
Lineage: Eukaryota; Fungi; Ascomycota; Eurotiomycetes; Chaetothyriales; Herpotrichiellaceae
Product: alcohol dehydrogenase (NADP+)
Exons: 1
Coding region: 290-1147 (285 amino acids)
Molecular function (GO): oxidoreductase activity
Source: RefSeq, a predicted model, not a curated record
UUCAGGUUGGCACGGACCGGAGUCUGAGUCCUCAACUUGGACGUCAGCUCGCAUCAUAUCUCCAGUUCACCAUCAAUUAUAAGAAAUACCUGGUACUUUACCGACUGUACAGUGGCAUCACACCACCUGAACAGAGGUAUUACUGACAACGCUGGCCCGUUUCGACACAUUGCAUAAGGUAACAGGGAGCUGACCCUAAUUGUCCAUCGCGACCAACACCACCUACAACAUUGUAUUCGAAGUCCUCACCAGAGCCGGCCCCCUGCUACCAGUACAGUCCAAUCCGACAAUGGCACCAAAUUCUUUCUCCGUAUCAACUCGCCUCCCCCUCCCCAACGGGCUAUCAAUCCCCCAGAUCCAACUCGGCGUCUACCUAAUGAGCGGACGCGAAGCCAAAUCCGCCGUCCAAUAUGCCCUCGAAGCCGGCUACAGAGGCAUCGACAGCGCCCAAAUGUACCGCAACGAGCGCGAAUGCGGACAAGCAAUCCAAUCCUUUUUGUCCAACAACCCUUCCAUCAAACGCGAAGACAUCUUCUUCACUUCCAAGCUCGCAUCCAACUCCACCAGCUACGAAGUAGCCCGUCGAUCAAUCAAGCAAUCCGUCCAGACCUGUGGACUCGGAUACAUAGAUUUGUUCCUCCUGCACAGCCCCUAUGGGGGAAAAAAGGCCCGCCUUGCUUCCUGGAAAGCCGUUGAAGACGCCAUCCAGGACGGCGAGGUGAAAAUCGGCGGCGUGAGCAAUUUCGGCGUCAAGCAUUUGGACGAGCUGAUGGCGUCGCAACCGCGUGUUAAGCCCGCUAUCAAUCAGAUCGAAGUGCACCCGUUCAACACGCGCACGAAUAUCGUCGAAGCGUGUCGCAAAUAUGGUAUCCUGGUUGAAGCCUUUGCGCCGCUCGCAAGGGCCUUGCGCAAGAAUCAUCCUACUAUCGUCGCGCUGGCCAAAAAGUAUAAUUGUACAUGGGCCCAGCUGAUGGUCAGAUGGAGUCUUCAGCAUGGGUAUAUUGCUUUGCCUAAGAGUGUUAACAGAGACAGAAUCAAGUCCAAUUCCGACAUUGGCCAUUUUGAAAUCAGCCACGAGGAUAUGGAUGUCUUGGAUGGUCUGGAUGAGUAUCUGGUGACUGAUUGGGAUCCGGUUGACACGGACUAGAUCUAUCUACCCUCUACGAUUACUACUAAAAACAGCGACACCAAAUGGCAUUGCAUUGAUAUCAUUGCUCUCAAAGAAAAGAAAUUCUAUGAUUGACGAGUGAAAGACCGGGAAUAAUCUGUUUGUCAUCAUUCAAUGGUUUCGUUAAUUCGUCAAAUGUGCACCCAUCUGGCCAUGGCACUAUGCCAAUUGUUCGUUCCCGUCUUGAUCAUGAUCAUGAGCACGUUCCUUAGGUUUUCAACCUGACCCGAGAGAAAAUCAUCAUCAACAUCCAGAGUUGAAGCUGAUACUGAAAGCCCAAUCGAUAUUCCACCA